Fopius arisanus is the source of this 3267-nucleotide messenger RNA. RefSeq names its product Nna1 carboxypeptidase (gene Nna1). The record is from RefSeq and is a predicted model, not a curated record. Gene Ontology annotation, biological process: proteolysis. The coding region runs from base 139 to 3153 and encodes 1004 amino acids. Gene Ontology annotation, molecular function: metallocarboxypeptidase activity; zinc ion binding. The transcript has 12 exons. Lineage: Eukaryota; Metazoa; Arthropoda; Insecta; Hymenoptera; Braconidae.
CAAAAAUAAAUCCACGGAAUAAUAAACCACACAUGUUUCUCUAAUUAUUUCAAUUACUGAUUAUUAUUAGUUUCCAUCCAACAAAAUGAAUGAUGAAAUAUUGACAAUCUGGGUCGGGAGGUUAAAGCGAGGAUUUCGAUGAUCGUAGGGAAUUUCCUGACAACCCAGUGCCUUCAGGAUCGAUUUGGGUUUUCCCGAAGAGACGUAGACUCGGUAUUACCCAUUACCUCAAGUAUUCUCAAGUACAGAGAGGCGGAUGUCCAGCCAAUUGAUGCUAUUACGCAAGAGCCUAGGUGGCCAACAGAGUGCAAAGUGAUUCAAGAAAGAGUUCGUCACAUCGAUUACUCACCACCAAUGCCUGAACCUUAUUAUGUGCCAACAGGAAAGGAACCAAAGCCCAAACCCAUUAGUGAAGACAUGGGGACUGUGAUUUAUGCUUAUAAUCCCAUGAGUGCAACGAAUUAUUUUAGCAGAUCCUGUGCGGGUGGAACGGUGGUCUUGACAUCUUCAGAUAUUUAUACAUCCCUGGAAGAGCCUGGAGACACGAAUCCAUCGACUGGAUCAAAUGCCACAAGCGAUUUGAAAUUUGAGUCUCGUUUCGAGUCUGGAAAUCUGGGAAAAGCCAUUAAAAUCACCGAUACGUACUAUCAGCUGCACCUGAGGAAGGACUUGUACACCCAGAGGCACAUGCAGUGGUUUUAUUUCCGAAUAUCCAAUACCAAGAGCAAGACGAUGUACAGAUUAUCAAUUGUGAAUUUCUGUAAAGAGGAUAGUCUGUACAAUGAGGGCCUCAGGCCCCUCUUGUAUUCCACAAAAGAUGCGAGUCUUCAUGCUGUUGGAUGGAGACGAUGCGGUGAUAAUAUAACUUAUUACAAAAACGAUUCUUCGGAUGAAGAAAAGGAAAAACAUACUCUAACAUUCAAUAUAACAUUCCCACAUGAUCAGGACACGGUUUAUCUUGCUCACUGCUAUCCCUACACCUACACAGACUUGCAGGAAUAUCUAACAAGAAUAUCCAGCGAUCCCGUAAAGUCUCGUUUCACGAAAUUACGACUGCUCUGUCGAACAUUAGCUGGAAAUAGUGUCCACUAUUUGACGAUAACAGCCCCAAAUUACAACGACGAGGGCCGAAAGAAAAAAGGAAUCGUCAUAACAGCAAGGGUUCACCCUGGGGAGACACCCUCAAGCUGGAUGAUGAAGGGAAUCAUCGAUUUUCUCACUGGCGAGUCCAAUCAGGCGCGAGAACUCCGGGAGAGAUUCAUAUUCAAAUUGGUACCGAUGCUGAAUCCAGACGGAGUAAUUGUCGGUAACAACAGGUGUUCACUCUCUGGAAAAGAUCUGAAUCGUCAAUAUCGCACUGUUAUGCGAGAGAGUUAUCCCUCCGUUUGGCACACGAAACUCAUGAUAAGGAGAUUAAUGGAAGAGUGUGGAAUUGCUAUUUACUGCGAUCUCCAUGCACAUUCGAGGAAACAUAAUAUAUUUAUUUAUGGCUGCGAGAGCAAGAGAGCUGGAUGCUAUGGAAAACUCACAGAGCAGAUUUUUCCACUGAUGCUGCACAAAAAUGCUGCUGACAAGUUUUCCUUCGAGAAUUGCAAAUUCCACAUUGAAAAGGGGAAAGAAGGCACCAGUAGGGUUGUCGUGUGGCUCAUGGGUGUGCAAAAUAGCUACACCAUGGAGGCAUCGAUGGGUGGAUCAAAAUUAGGAUCUAGAAAUGGAACCCAUUUUUGCGCUCAAGAUUACGAGCAAAUCGGCAAAGCAUUUUGUGAGACUCUCCUCGACUUCUCCGACGAUGACCCAACGAAGGAGAGAUUGCGUAACAAAAUUUUGGUUCGCCUGAUGAAAGAAGGAUCUAGUGCUGACGAACCCACGAACAUAAAUCUCACUGAUUACUCAAGUGAUGAGGGCGAUACGUCAGAUAGUUCGUCAGAGGAAAUGAAAUUAGGGACGAGUGAGGCGACUAUUUUAUUGGAUUCCGAAACCUCAGGGGAUUAUCGAUCUCACUAUCUGUCAGUACCACCACCAUCGCCACAACUGCCAAGAUCCAGGAAUUCAAAUAAACCGAGGAAAAUUAGGAAAAAGACGAAAAUGGAAGACAGCAGAAACAUACGACAAAAAUUACUAAAUCGUCGGUCUGUGAUGGAUUUGCCAGCGACUGACCCGGGAAGCGACAUGUGCUGUGACUUGACAGAUUCAGCUGAUGAAUAUUACAUGACAGCACCACUGGAAAAUCCGAGGAAAAGCGCAAGCCUGCGUAGGAGUUUCAAAGAGACUUACUCAGCUAUUGAAAAGCGAUACGAGGUGGAAAAAAAGGAAUACGAGACCGAGACUCUUCCAUUAUUGAGACCCCACACCCUGGCCUUCGUCGAAGAGUCUGUCAGCGAGAAAAUCACCUGCAAAGUUCCUCGGAGAACACGAGGCACCCAGCCCCCUAGAUUCAUGAGGUAUUUGUCUCCAAUACUUCCUAGAAGCCAAGACGUCCAGAUCAAAUUGACAUCUUUGAGACAACAGAUAUGGACUGGAGUCUCUGAUAUCGAUUGCAAUCAGGAUAAUGAUGAGUUCAGGGCUCCACUGAGCUGGGGAGUUUCCCAACUAGCCUUGAUGUGUCAGAAGAACAGCGAGGCACUGCUCAAAUCCUGUUCGAAGAAAUUGGAAUCGCUGAACUCCUCCGGCAAGUCUGACACGAAAAAAAGUAAGAAGAGCACUCGUAACUCAGCUCGAGCCCCGAAGAGUCAAGCGAGUGAGGAAAAUCCGGAGGACGAGUCCCAGAAGAACCCGCGGAAGAAGAGAAUUCGAUUCAAACGCCAGAAAGCCGUGAUUUCGGGUUCGAAUCCACUGGAGGACCAGCAGCCAGCGCCAGCCACCGAAACGGGGGAUUCCCUGAAGCUUUUUGGAGUGGGAAAACUGCCGAAGCCCCAGAAGGCCAAACCCGAUCCUAAGAAGAAAUUCCGACGCAGUGGAAUUGUUGCGACGGCCACUAUUCACGUGGCGAAAAUAAAAAAUAAACCGACUGUCGAAAAUUUCACCGACAGCUCAAGCUCUGAAGACGUUCCAACAACGAGCACUCGUCCGCGCACUAAUAAAAAGAAGAAGAAGCCCUCGUUACCGAAAAAACGAGCAUUAAGUGCUAAUUAUUUGCUCAGUGAUAAGUCGUAAACAGAAUUGAUUGUUGAUAUUUAUGGAGUAAUUUUAAACAACGCACUGCCCCUGUUGCUAAUUAACAAUGCUAAUCACGAAUAAAUUCAUUGGGAUCGAGAUGUUCAAGUACCU